Messenger RNA from Panonychus citri (citrus red mite), 1484 nucleotides. RefSeq lists its product as uncharacterized. NCBI's taxonomy places the organism in Eukaryota, Metazoa, Arthropoda, Arachnida, Trombidiformes, Tetranychidae. The coding region runs from base 90 to 1484 and encodes 464 amino acids. The transcript is spliced from 4 exons. The record is from RefSeq and is a predicted model, not a curated record.
UCUCUUGUAAUUGUGAACACUUGUAUUUACCCUUCCUUACAAUUCAGUUCAAUUUUUCAAAUUCAAUUUUGUAUUUAUUUUCCCAUAUAAUGUCACAGUCAAGGCAAAAGUCUACUAAGUCAAGUUCAUUUCCAAAUGUUGAUUCCUUUUAUAAAACCUCUGGUCAAAAUGUGUUAAAACAGUUGCAACGCAAGAUUGUUAAAAAAAGUUCUGGCGCUCAAUCUACCCAGGCCAAGUCAACCAGUCGAUCUCAAUCUCCUCCUGCUCCUUCAUCUCCGACUUUGUUCAGUAAGAAGCAAAAAGUAAAUCAUUCACAGCCAACAACUUGUGACACAAUUCGAAAGGACCCAAACGGAUUAUAUGCUGUUAUUCUGCCUAAUUUCACCGAUCAUAAAAAGAAAAAUUUAAAUCAACCGAUUUUGAUAAUCGUGGAUAAAAAAGAUGUCGAAAAUUGUGGAAUAACAAAUCACGAAUCAAUUGUGCAAUCAGCAGGGAAUCAAUUCAUCACAAAACUAAAUUACAUGCGUAUUUCGUUCAAGUUCAUAGCUCUAGCAGAAUCUAUUUCAGAACUUUACAAAAAACUUAAACAGAAUGUGAAGUAUAAUGCAGAAUGGAGAAACUUGAAAAAAGUUAUCAAUUACACAAGCGAAAUACUGGAAAUAAAUAUCGAUCCUGCUGUAUAUGAAAACGAUUUCCCAGAUUAUGUGUCAAUCGAAAGUGACGAGUUGAAUAAAUUACUAGGAAUAGAAUCUCAUGGUGGAGAAAAAAAUCCAUCAACUGUUCUUAAUGAGACCAAAGACUCUGAUAAAAACCCAAGUGAAGGACGAAAUUGCCCUCGUGAAAAUGAAUUUCCUGACAAAACAAAGCGUGAAAAAGUUUCAACAACGAUUCAACAAGAAUUGACUAGUUCAUCAGAGGAAUCGCCAAACAAUAAGCAAGAAAGAAACACGAGCCCGAAAAGAAUCGUUUUGAACAACAUUCUCGAGAAAAUCAGAGAUUUGGAGAAAAGAAAAGAAAUUUUAUCCAACAUUGACAGUAGUGGAAUUAUAUUACGCUCGGUGAUUGAUUUACUUCAGGAUGUUGUUUUUUAUCUUAAUGAGAAAUAUCAAACGAUGAAUCAAAAUUUACAUCAUAUUCUGACGACAGAUUCAACGUAUAAGAAUACUAAAAAGUUCGAAAAGCCUUUUGAAGGUGAUUUUGAUCCAGAAUUAGGACAGUCCAGACUGGAUGCAUUAUUUGAUCACAUUUUCCGUAAAAGUGGACAAAUGAGCUACACAGAAGAGAGUUUGAAUAAAGUUAGACAGCGAAUCAUUCGAGUCCUAUCUUCAUUGAAUUCGUCCAAGACAAAGAAAAAGGUUAAAUUCUCCAUAGGAAAUGAUUCUGAUGAUUCUGACUCAAACCAACACCUUGAUUCGAAUCAAACAGAAUCUAAUGAUGGAGAAAUAUUCAAAAGCAAAAUAUUUGAAUCUAUAAAAAGAACUUGA